This is a messenger RNA of Kluyveromyces lactis, 1527 nucleotides long. It is a transcript of the gene AIM14, whose product is annotated as putative metalloreductase. The transcript has a single exon. NCBI's taxonomy places the organism in Eukaryota, Fungi, Ascomycota, Saccharomycetes, Saccharomycetales, Saccharomycetaceae. The record is from RefSeq and is a predicted model, not a curated record. Gene Ontology annotation, cellular component: plasma membrane. Bases 1 to 1527 code for a protein of 508 amino acids. Gene Ontology annotation, molecular function: oxidoreductase activity.
AUGGAUGCAUCUUCUCUUGUUAAGAGAGGUAGCUCUACCCAUUAUGCCAAUUUACCGUAUGGAUAUUACGUGCUUGGCGUCAUAGUAUUCUACACCAUAUUUCUUAUUGUCAUGAGAUGGCUGAUACCAUCCAGAUAUACCAAGGUAUCACCAUGGAAAAAUAAGCUAUUACAGAGCAUAAGGACUGCUUCACCAUGUUUUCAUAUGCCACUUCUUUUGCUAUUGGUUUUUGUUCCCUUCAUACAUAAAUAUUCAUUGGUUGCGUACAUCUCUCUUUACCUAAAAAGAUUAGGAAGAUUAUCAUACGUGUUAGUGAUAUUGAACGUGUUGUUGACUUUGAGGCCAGCGAACCCAAUUUUAGGCUACCAUUACUUGGAUUUGAUUCCAUUGCAUAAAUGGCUCUCUAGAUUUGUUACCGUUAUAGGCAUUAUUCAUGGUAUUGGUUUCAUUGUUAAGUGGUCUCUUGACCCCAAAGUGUCGAUGAUAUCCAAGGCAACUAAACUAUUCAAUUUUAUUGGAGUUAUUGCAUUUGUUCCACUAUUCAUCCUAAUGUUUGCUUCCGUUAGAAUAUGGAGACGUUAUAGUUAUAGAUCAUUUUAUGUCAUUCAUCAAUUAGGCCAGUGGGCUAUGGUAUUUUUGGUCCCAAUUCAUGCUAGACCAAGAGUGACAGUUCCCUAUUUCUUUAUCUUAUUGGCAUUGUACAUUUGGAGGGGGAUAAGUUACAUCUACUACUCAACUACUGUUAAUGUGACCCAGAGGGUAAAGGAUGACACAUCUCUUACCUACGUGAAACUUGAUAGAAGUGCUAUUAGGGAUUGGCUUCCAGGCUCCCAUCUGCGUCUUUCGAAAUAUAAGAAAAAGAAUCCAUUGUACUGGUUGAUGCCCACUCAACCCUACACUAUAGCUUCACUUCCAGAUGAGAGCCAAAUAGACCUUAUUAUCAGAGAGAACCUCACUCCAUACGUUGUCGUAGGUGAAUAUACGGUUGUGGAUGUGUACAGUACUGUUCCACCAUCAUUAUUGUAUGAUUCUCAGCGUGUAGCUAUCGUUGUUGGAGGAAGUGGAAUUUCAUUCGGGUUGAGCAUAUUUAAAUACCUGCAAACCAGGAAUUUAGACUAUCUCAAAUUCAUCUGGUUGAUUAGAGAAAGGGAAGAUAUGCAUAUUUUGAACCAUUGUAACUUUGAAACCAAUGACUUGGAAGUAUAUGUCACAAGAAGCUUACCGCCAGAUGAUACUCAAACUAAAUCUAUGAAUGCUAAUGGUAGUUCUGAAUUUGAUGAUAUCGACUUUGAAUUGGAGACAAUGGAUGAGUCCGGUGCUUUGCUGACCAACGAUUCGAAAUCACCAUCGCUUGUGCAUUUCGGGAGAAGGUUGGACUGGCAGGUGGAUUUAGCUCAGUUCAUUGAGUCGCACGCACUUCAAAACAGCUGGCUAGUUUGCUGUGGACCUGAAUCCUUGCUAACUGAUGGAGAAAGAUAUGCAAAACAGAACUACUGUAAUUUUGUUAAAGAAUUUUACGACAUAUAG